AUGGCUUUUGAUCGCUAUGUAGCCAUGUGCGAUCCCCUGAGACAUUCUACCACACUGACAAACUCCACGAUGGCCAAGAUUGGACUGGCCAUGGUGCUUCGUAGAGGCAUGCUUGUACUGCCCUCUCUCCUCCUGGAGAGACAGUGGACAUGUUGCAGAACCAACAUCAUCCCCCACUCAUACUGCGAGCACGUAGCUGUGGUGAAGCUGGCCUGUGCCGAUAUCCGCGUCAGUAGUUAUUACAGCGUCUCUCCGGCAUUCUGUUUGAUCGGUCUGGAUUCAUUUUUUAUUGCCAAAUCCUAUACUCAGAUUCUGAGGGCCAUCUUCAGUCUCCCAACAAAGGAUGCCCGGGUCAAGACUUUGGGGACCUGCAGCUCCCACCUGUGUACCAUCUUAGCCUUUUACGUUCCCGGUCUCUUCUUCCUCCUCACACAUGGGUUUGGCUAG
Messenger RNA from Dermochelys coriacea (leatherback sea turtle), 447 nucleotides. Its product is annotated as olfactory receptor 52B2-like. Gene Ontology annotation, biological process: G protein-coupled receptor signaling pathway. Gene Ontology annotation, molecular function: olfactory receptor activity. The record is from RefSeq and is a predicted model, not a curated record. Gene Ontology annotation, cellular component: membrane. The coding region runs from base 1 to 447 and encodes 148 amino acids. The transcript has a single exon. Lineage: Eukaryota; Metazoa; Chordata; Testudines; Dermochelyidae.